Messenger RNA from Chelonoidis abingdonii (Abingdon island giant tortoise), 916 nucleotides. It is a transcript of the gene MRPL28, whose product is annotated as mitochondrial ribosomal protein L28. Gene Ontology annotation, cellular component: mitochondrial large ribosomal subunit. Lineage: Eukaryota; Metazoa; Chordata; Testudines; Testudinidae. The record is from RefSeq and is a predicted model, not a curated record. Gene Ontology annotation, molecular function: structural constituent of ribosome.
CCUCGUAGACGCGCAGCAGGGCCCGGUUUCUGUUUCCGGUGGCAAGAGGCGGGGGUUCGGCCUGUCUGCGCGAGCGGGGGUGACUGUGCAACCACUACCUAAUGCCGCUACACAAGUACCCUCCGCGGAUCUGGGAAGCUCUGAAACUGAAACAGGGCAUCUAUGCCCGUCUGCCUGCUCAUUAUCUCAAAUCACUACAGGAUAAUACACAGCCCACCCCAGUUCACUGGAAACCCCUUGGGGUGAAAUAUAAAUUAAAUCCCAAAACAGGCCAACGAGAGCGAGUGCAGGAUGUUCCUAUCCCAGUCUACUACCCACCAAAGUCUCAGCAAGGGCUCUGGGGAGGAGAAGGCUGGAUUUCUGGCUUUCGGUAUGCUGGCAAUGACAAACUCUCAAAAAGACUGAAGAAGACUUGGAAGCCACAGCUUUUUGAGCGGGAGUUAUAUAGUGAGAUCCUUGACAAGAAAUUGACCAUUACAGUCACCAUGAGAACCCUGGACCUGAUCGACGCAGCCUAUGGAUUGGAUUUCUACAUCCUCAAGACUCCAAAGGUUGAUCUGUGUUCCAAGCUAGGGAUGGAUUUGAAACGAACAAUGCUGCUACGGCUCGCUCAGAGGGACCCUAGCCUCCAUCCAAAUGAUCCAGCAAAGAGAGAGGCUAUCUAUAACAAGUAUCAGGAAUUUGUGAUCCCAGAAGAGGAGGCUGAGUGGGUUGGGCUGAGUUUGGAAGAAGCUGUAGAAAAGCAGCGGCUUCUAGAGAAGAAGGACCCUACUCCUCUUUUUAAAGUGUACGUGGAAGAGCUGGUCCAGCAGCUCACAGAGCAGUCACUCGCUGAAGCAGCAGAAGUGAAGAAAUCCUAGCUAGGAACAGCCUCCUGUCACAGCCUGGAAUGUGCGGCCUUCUAGGACUAUUGAUU